Bathycoccus prasinos is the source of this 4524-nucleotide messenger RNA. RefSeq lists its product with no specific name. Lineage: Eukaryota; Viridiplantae; Chlorophyta; Mamiellophyceae; Mamiellales; Bathycoccaceae. The coding region runs from base 1 to 4524 and encodes 1507 amino acids. The transcript has a single exon. The record is from RefSeq and is a predicted model, not a curated record.
AUGUCGGCGGCGGCGGAGAGGAAAACGAUAUCAACGAACACUAAUUCGUCGCUCGUAUCCGCACAUUUCGCCUUGGACGACCCGAUGCGCGUUCUGUACGACAAGCACAGUCGCUCGCAACAACCGGAAAGCAAGAGAGUUAUUUCCGCCUUACUGGCGAUAUGUGCGGUGAUUACCGAGAAGAACAUGCAGCCGUCUCCGGUGAGCGUGUACGCGGCAACGAUGGCGUCGUUGACGAGCGUCGUCGAUGAUGAUGAUUCUUCGAAUGCUGGUGGCGAAUCUGCGGUACACUCGGGCGAAGGCGAGAGGCAAACGGUGCACGCGAUGUUGACGAUACUGGCGGUCGCGUUGGAACAUUGCAGUCCCGCGGCGAUUAAGAGUAAACUGAUGGAAACUGUCGACGUGUUGGUGAAAGUUGGGAGGGAUAACCAGGAGUACUCCGCGGCGCUGAGGGCGGUGAUUAAAUGUCUCGGGUUCGCGUUGAGAGCGACGGCGACGGCGAAAAUCGGGAAGGAAGAGUGGGAGAAGAUGUUUGGGAAACAAGGAGGAGGAGGAGGAGGAGAAGGAAAAGAAGGAAACGAGAACAGUAACAGCAACAAUCAGUUAGGGAAAGCUUUUUCUGCGCUGUGUCACUUUUGUGUGGACUCGAGGCCGAAAGUGAGAAAAUCGGCGCACGAAGCGGUGCAGGAAGUGCUCUCCGCGACGAAAGGCGCCAGAGUCGGAAAGGUAGUUUUUCAAAAGACGUUUGGCGCGUUCGCAGUGCAAAAACUGAAAGCGCCCAGGGAUGCGGCGGAGAAAGCGGCAAACAUGAAAGGCGCGAAAGGCGCGAAGAAAGAGAAGGAUGUCGCGAUUGCCACCGCAACGGAGGCUUUACACGUUUUAGGCGCUCUGAAAGGCUCGUUGGCGAGCGUAGAGGAGCCGACGGCUUCGAAGAUUGUCGAUGCGACGAUUGAGAUUACGUCGUUGGGUGAACCGUUGCUGGAGACGCAUGCGACGGAAACGUUGUUGGCGUUGUCGAUGUCUCCGAACCCAGGGUGCGACGCGAAGACAUUUAUGAAAAUUCUCGAACCCGUGGCGAGAUUGGCGAGAGAAGCGUCGCAUACGCAACCGACAAAAUGCGUCACGUUAGCGCGGUUAAUCGCAAACAUUGCCACCCAAAUGUAUAGAAAAGAUCCCGAGGAAGCGGGAAAAGCGUUACCGUUUACGUUUGAAAGUUUGUUGAAGUUAUUAAAUGCGCCUCACGAAGGCGUCGCGAUUGAGACGUGCGAAGCGAUGAAGACGUUGAUUCGAGAAACCGUUGAUAGCGAAAUGGCGAGAGAAGGCGUGAAAUACGUCGCGACGUUACGAGUGCAACAAAAAACGAGUAAAAAGAAUAGCAGCUUAAAACCGCCUCCGAUGAUAGGCGUCGCAAAAUCGAUAGAGUCUGCGUUAGGCAUGCGUUACCGAGCGGCUUGGCCUUUUACCAUACCGGUCGCCACGCAGUGUUUCCAAAGACUCGGCAUUGCCGGCGGAGCUUUAUUGAGUGGUUCCUUAGCCGCGCUCGGAGAAAUGGGCGCGAAUGCCGACGGGUUACGGUGUAAAAGUCAAAUAGAAACGUGCAUUUCUACCGCGGCGGAAUAUAUCGGCGCCGAAGCGUUGCUCGAACAACUCCCGUUACGAUUGGAAGAGUCCAUCGAUAAAUCUUUAGAACGAAGAGGCGACGACGACGACGUCCAAGACGAAGAAGAUAUGGACAUCGACGACGAAUCCGAUGGUUCUCGACUAUGGCUCGUGCCGUUGUUGCGUCGAUCUCUUACUGGCGCGAGAAUGUCUUUCUUCGGCGAGUUUGUGUUACCAGAAGCGCGUCGAUUAGGAGGACGAGCCGCCAAGGCGCAAAGCGAAAACAGACUCUUCGAAGCGCAAAGGUGUCGCGCUGCAGAAUUAGCGUUAUGGUCACUCUUACCAGGCUUUGCUAAUUUUCCCAUCGACGCUGGAGAGAGUUUUCCGACGUUUGCGAAAGAUUUAGGUCACGCGUUGAGCGCGAGAGAUGAUUUACGAGCGCCAAUUUGUGAAUGUUUGAGAAGAUUGUGUCGACAAGCACUGGCAGCCACUGGUGGGGACGAUAAUAACGACGACAACGACGACGACAUAAAUUCCGAUUUGAAUGUAUCCGAUCUCGACACGGAGAAAGAGGAUAACGAGAGCGAAGGGGAAGAUGGUAAAGAAAAAGUCCCAGCUCAUUUUACCGUGCACAUCGCCGAGGCGCAGUUGGAAACAAUCUCGAAAUUUUCUAAGAAUUACAUGCCAAUUCUGUUCAAUUUAUUCGUGACUUCGGAACCGCACGCGCGAGGAGAGAUUUCAUCCACCAUCGGUGGGUUCGCGAAAAUUGCAAGUAAGGAAACCGUAAACACGUUCUUUAAGCAAGUGUUGAAAAAGUUGGUCGAAGCGGCUUCGUCCUCGUUGAUUGAGGAGAAGGAGGAGGAGGAGGAAGGAGAAGGUGCUCACAAAAAGAAGAAAAAGAAAACGACCUCAAAAUCGUCCUCGAAAGAAGAAGAGGAGGCAAGAGUGUUGAAAAAGUGCAGUUUCAUCGAUCUCGCGCACGCUUUAGUACCUGGAUUAGAUAUGGACGCGUUAGAUGCGGCGUUCAAAAUCGCCUCCUCUGCGGCAAACGAGAAAGAAGCGGCGAGUCAAAAGCGAGCGUAUAAACUGCUCUCGGCAAUUUGCGCGGCAAAAAAAGGCGCCUGGCUGGCAAAGAUGAGCAAAGACGUGGAAAUGUGCUUGAUGGACGCCGGUGACACGUGCGCGACGGCGGCGAGACGACGCCGGUUAGAGGUUAUCGGGUUCGUACUGCCGCACUUACAAAGCCACGCCGGAAACGGAAACGACGAAGACGAUGAAGAUGAUAACGACGACGCCAUGAAGACUUUACUCGCAGAACUCAUCCUCGCGACGAAAGAGCAAAACGCAAAGACGCGUUUGUUGGCGUAUCAACUUUUAGUUGACAUUCCAAGACGCAUGGAAAAGGAAGCGAGCGAACGACAAGGCGCUAUCGCGGAUGGACAAGUUGGUAACCGCGCCGGCGUCGCCGCGUGGCUCGCGCAAAGCGACGAGGGGGAUAAAGGCAAGAAGAAAAAGAACAAAAAUAAAAACGGAAGCAAAGACGACAUGUCAGACGACGACGAUUCAGACGACGACGACGACGACCGCGAUGUGAUUCUCAGCGACGACGACAAUGAUGACGAAGAUGAUAAGGACAACAACGAUAACGACAACAUGGCGAUUGAAAACUUGGAGCCGGUGCCAGAUCUUAUCGACGAAAGUUCUCUCGCCAUUCGAGGAUUCUUUCUCACCGUGCUCGCCGGUGUCGUCGGCGCGACGCCACAAAUGCAAUCUGCCUCAGUCAUCGCCUUGGCGCGUUUGCUUUACGAAUUCUCCGCGAAACUUGUUGAAAUCGUUCCCGAACUUCUCCCGGCGAUUUACAAAUUGCUCAAAGGUCGCAACAGAGAAGUCGUGAAAGCCUCGUUAGGUUUUAUAAAAGUCGUCGCCGUGCGUUUGCCGCAAAACGAGCUCGCUUCGCACUUACCAGAACUCCUUCCAGCUGUUUUGAAAUGGUCCUCGGAUUCUAAGAACAGGUUCAAAUUGAAAACGAAAGUGAUUGUCGAACGAUGCGCGAAGCGGUGCGGAUGGCGCGCGGUGGAAGACGCCAUACCGAAAGAGCACUUAGCUUUGGCGUCACACAUGAAAAAAGAGGAAACCAAGAUAGAAAUGAAGAAGAAAAAGGCUCGAGCGGAAGAAACGGCGAGUCGGGCGAGCGGUAAAACCGGUCGCAAAAGUCGCUGGAACGAGGAGGAAAUCUUUGGCGACGAAAACGACGACAACAACAACCAACGUUCCGAGUUUGGUGGAUUCGGUCCUAAAUCCCACCGCGGGAACAGCGGCGGUUCUGAAGGUGCAUUUCGCAACGCGCGCGAUGCGCACGCUUCGAGAGCGAGCGCUGGCGCCCGGCUCCCCGUCGGUGCUGAAUUCGAUUUACUCGACGACUCGAAAAUGCGCAAACACCUACUCGCGCAAGGCGCGAAAACCGCGCAAUACAGACGAAACGAGUUUGGCGAUGCCGACGACGACGGCACAAAAUACAGAACCGACAGAUCCACCGGUAAACUUAAAAUCGUCGAAGAAAACGACCGCAAGCGCGCGCGCGACGACGACGAGGAAGAUGAAGACGGCGCCACGCGACGCACAUUCGGCACUCGCAAAUCCGGCAAAACCAAGCGCACGACGAAUACCAACAAGUCCACCAAAACGAACAAAACCACCAAAACUUCCGCCACGCACACCGGCGACCGAUACAAAGCCAAAGGAGGUGGCGACGUUCGCAGAAAAGGCGAAAAGUUACAACCGUACGCGUACUGGCCUUUGGACGCGAAGCUGCUCAAUCGGCGCAACAGCAAACGCGGCCAGGCCAGAGACACGCUUUCCGGCGUCGUCAAAUCGAGCAAAGACAACGGGAUCUUUCGAGGGAAAAAAGCCAGGAAAAUAGAGUAG